CGUUCAACGUGAUUGUCGAAUUAAAGUAAUUGUGCAAUUAGCGUGCUAUUCUGACUGACUAUCUGUUUCUUAUUCUAUCCAUCCAUCGUUUUCAGAAAAUUGACUUUAUAUCAAUCCAUCCUCUUCAUAUCCACUACUAUAUUAACCAAAACCCACUUCUUCCUUCUAUAUCCAAUUGCAAAAUCUCGCUCACUAUAUGCUUACCUAUGGUUUUGAGAAAAGGAGGAUCAUUAUACUGCAUCAAGCUUUCUUUCAUGUGUACGGUCUGGCAGCUGGCAGCACACCACAAUCAUUAUCUCAGCUGUGGAUUUCCUACUUUUCAGAGCGUCGGACAAUUCUUUUGUUUUCGGGCAUUUUGAUUGUUGGAAUUUUUUGUUCCGGUGGCCUUUUUUUUAAAAAUCUUUCCAUACGGAGGGAAAUAUCCCUGUGUUUGCCCGCCAUCAAAAUACCUGAAGCUUUAUUGUUAUAUUAUAAUGAUAGAACGCACUUUCAAUUUGACCUUGCAGCAGCAUUAAUAAGUACAUUUACCUUAUAUUUUAGACGAUUUACAAUUUUUAAUGGACAAUAUACAUUUUAAAUUUAGUUUUAUUAAAACAUAUUUUUAGAAAAGUUUAUAGUAUU
Molecule: messenger RNA, 621 nt
Organism: Mycotypha africana
Lineage: Eukaryota; Fungi; Mucoromycota; Mucoromycetes; Mucorales; Mycotyphaceae
Exons: 2
Coding region: 197-577 (126 amino acids)
Source: RefSeq, a predicted model, not a curated record